CAAGCCACAUUAGGGGGGAAUUUUGGAGCUUCACCGCUUAAACCCUGCGCAUCUUAUCCUUGAAAAACCCUCGUCCUUGUAGCUCAAUCCAUGGCGUCCUGGUUUGAACCCAUCAUCUGAAUUACCCUUUUCUUCGAAAAGCUUUCGUCUUUCUCACAAAUGUCGUCUACGUAUCCCACCCACUUCUUUACUGCUUCCACUCCCCGUCGACCUUCCUCUGAAAUGUCUCUUGGAACCCAUUCUCCUUUUCUUUCCAAAUUCGAGGGAUUGUCAUGGUAUACAAAGACAAAUGGCUGCAUUUUAAGUUUUAAACCAAAUGGGCAAUUUCAGAAUGCUAGGUCGAAUCUCCUGUCUAAAAUAAAGGUGACUGCAGGACAGUCCGGUGGCCCUGCAAAGUUAAAUUUGGAUGCUAUCAUUGAGAAGGCAAGAACAUUGUGGGAUAGUUCUCCUCAGCCAGUCAAAAGCUUCCCUUGGAACAGAACAUUGGGGAAUUUUAUUCAACUUAUCCUUGAUCUCACUUUGGCAGUCAUCAAAUACUUAUGUGCACCAUUGCUGGCCGUUUCCUCCCUCAGUGAGAUGUCCUACUGUGCGCAUGAAAAGAAAUUAUUCCUUGUCCCAAUUCCACUACUUAUUGGCAUUGUUGUUGCUGGGCUUCUAAAAGAUGCUGCCUUGGAGCUAUCUCCAUUUCUCAAGGAUGCAGAAGUUCCCUGGCAUCUGAUUGCAAUUGCGAUUUUCUUCACAUUGCUUAAAUUGCCAGGCCCAUAUUACCCAUAUUGGGGCCGCAUUUUCAUUCCACACUUUGCAAAUGGGGGAUUAUUGAUGACUCUGUGGUCUCUGUUUUUGUGGUAUAGAAGGCCCCGUGAAACCGUUCUUCAGCAGAAAUCUUUAAAUGGCAGUGGUUCUAUGCCAAACACACCCUAACUUUAUUGGGACAUCCCUUGCAGCAGGUGAUAAUUGUUUUUAUUGAUGAAGGUUGGGGUGAUUGGGCAGUCUACACUGCUGAUCGAUCCAUCACUUGACACAGGAGAUGGUGGAUACUGAUAAGAAUUUGAAUAAUUUAGUGCUUGGGCACCUGGGGAAAACUUGAUGAAUGCUAGACAUGAUGAGCUCUUUUACGCAAUUCCCUUUUUUCUUCUUUUUCCUUCUGAGAGUAGAAACUACAAGGGGAUUAUAAAGCUUCUUGCUGUCAGAUAGCAUUUCUUUUGUUGUUAUGGUUAUAGUAGACUUGUAGAAUACUAAAUGAGUAAAUCUCUUAUAGAGAAACAGAAAGAGAGUCUCUGGUUUCUAAAUAUUUGAUCUUUUUGCAGACUGUGGAUCACAUUUAUAGUGGGUGGAACUGUGUAAGAUGAUUGUGUUAAAACUUCUAUGAUGGUUCAUUGUAUAAUCCAACUGAUACAGGCCGAGUGACUGAGCUUGAGAUGAUGGAGGGAAAAGAGUAUAAUUAUAGAUUUAAGAUUUCCAUCUCAUGUGGGCUAGCUAAGCGAGACGUGCCUGUCACAGAAAAUAUUCUUUUAUUUCCUUUUCUAUUUCAA
Messenger RNA from Vitis riparia (riverbank grape), 1532 nucleotides. RefSeq lists its product as uncharacterized. The coding region runs from base 160 to 921 and encodes 253 amino acids. The record is from RefSeq and is a predicted model, not a curated record. NCBI's taxonomy places the organism in Eukaryota, Viridiplantae, Streptophyta, Magnoliopsida, Vitales, Vitaceae. The transcript has 4 exons.